Molecule: messenger RNA, 747 nt
Organism: Capronia coronata CBS 617.96
Lineage: Eukaryota; Fungi; Ascomycota; Eurotiomycetes; Chaetothyriales; Herpotrichiellaceae
Exons: 1
Coding region: 1-747 (248 amino acids)
Biological process (GO): tRNA-type intron splice site recognition and cleavage
Cellular component (GO): tRNA-intron endonuclease complex
Source: RefSeq, a predicted model, not a curated record
AUGUCAGUAACAAAUUCCAGCCCUCCUUCGCCGUCAGCGGUCUCGACAUUCAUCUCGCACUCCGGGGCCAAAUCCGCCUCGGAGGCGCUUGCGCUCGAGAUCAUGCACAAUCUACAACACCAACACAACUGGACCGACCUGAAGCGACACCUGGUCCAUCUCAAGGCUCUAUGCACUUCAGGCUCAACCGUUCUCGACCGUCCAGUACGCUCAGCGAGCCCUUCCGGCACUGGCACUGGCAAUGCAUCACCCUCUCCCUCCUCGUCUGGGAUAUCGACGCCGUCCACAGCUACCGCCUCACCGGGAGCUGGUGUCGUCACCAUCAUCUCAGGUCUGCCGCCACAACACAGCUACAUCCAUCCCGACCUGCAGGCCCAGCUGUUGAAGUAUGGACUGUCGGACACGGCACUGCCCGUCCAGCGCGAGUUCGUGCUCCCGCUUGCGCUGGGCGAGAAAUGGUCCUUGGCCCGGUUCUGCGCCGUCUUUGACCAACUUCCUGAACGGGACUUAAUUACGGUCUAUGCCACCACCACCACCGGCUCGGGACCUGGGGCGCCAGAGACGGGUGGACGACGACAAGGAAUUGCCAACGGCCAAGCAGCUUCCGGAAAACGGAGUCUUUAUGAGCACCGAGACCAGAGGCGGGUGUUGCUGGGCAUGAGGGCGCGGGAGGGCGGCGGAGGAGAUGGCACGGUGGUGUAUUACAUUAUGCAGGAGGGCGAGGUCAAGCCUAGACAGAACGGUUGA